Molecule: messenger RNA, 1560 nt
Organism: Suillus bovinus
Lineage: Eukaryota; Fungi; Basidiomycota; Agaricomycetes; Boletales; Suillaceae
Exons: 8
Coding region: 1-1560 (519 amino acids)
Source: RefSeq, a predicted model, not a curated record
AUGUCCUUCCGUCCCGUUUCUCAAACCAAAGGUUUCUAUGCACGCGACUACAGCCUCUGGUUAGGCUGGAAUAAUAUGCGAUAUAUCAUCGAGGCAGCUGUCCUCCACGGACGUAUUCUAAACCGUACUACGAUCAUACCCUCUGAUGUGUAUGCUCGUGCCUGCGAAUUCGAUAAUUCCGUAUGCGCUGCGUAUGCUACCAUGGCCAAUAGGGGGGACGCAACCGGUACAGAUGAAUGGCGCCAACUUCCCAUAGAAAAACAAAUGGCCUGGAGGAUACCCGUGUCUCUCAUGUUCAACUUGACCCAUUUGCGUGAGACACAUGCAGUCAUCACAGUAUCUGAAUAUCUCCGCUUGCACAACAUUUCGGUCGAUGUGGAAACCACCAACGGACGCUGGGAUACCGAUUUAUAUCACCGCGGCGUCAACAUAGAUAGCGGGGUGGAACCCAGCCUCUACGUUAUCAAGAAUGAGUGGUAUGACGCCAGUAUUAUUCGGGUUGAUCAGCUGCCACAAACUAUGCGGGAGAGGGGGGGAUGGAAUACCACUCAUGGACAACUCGGGUCCUGGACUAUCACGGAAGAAACCCCUCUCUCAAAGGCGCUGCAUGAUUCAAUGCCAUUCGGUGCAUCGGUUCUCGAUUGGGACACUGUCCUCGUAGUUGUGGGGGAUCGUCAUGACCCAGACGAGACCGGAUCAUCGUCGGUUAACAAUAUCGCAAGUACACUGGAAGAGAAUGGCUGGGAAGUCCUUUACACCUACGGCGGCGCCUGUGGCUCAGAUGCAACGAAAGAUGUCGCAGUUCCAAUCCGACAAGCAGUCCCACGACAAUUACUGCGUGGAUUGUACGAAGACUUUGGGUUCAUAGAGCAAGACGUGCUUCUCCUCCAGGGUGAGGUUCAUUUGGGACGGAAGCCGGGUGCCCUCAAAUUCACCACCUUUGAAAAUCGAGAGAGAUACACGCAAGCAGUCCUGUCUGACUUUCGUCUCACAGAUAAUGUGAUUGACCUGGCGGAUCUGCUGUCUAACCGCAUGGUCGAGAAGGUCGGUGGACGAAUGUGGAUGGGAGCUCAUAUGCGACGGGGGGAUUGUCAUCUAGUUGCGACGUUGAAAUGGACUAUGGAGCCCAGUUUUGAAGCUCAUCUCGCCCGGAUCAAGCGCCAUCUACGCGACGGACGGGAUAUCCUACAUUUCGUGCAUCGUGGGCCUCUCUAUACCUACGAAGUUCCAUUUGGUCAAGCCGAUCGCACGCCUCUACUUCUAGAUCCUCCAGCACAUCAUGACCGAUUCUACAUUGCCACCGACGAACGCGAUCCCACGAAUCUUACAUACCUGCGAGAUCAAGGUGCCGUUUUGAUUUCCGACCUGCUAACUAUAGAAGAUCGCCGAACCUUUGGAUGGUCUCUGAUGCUCACCGACGUUCUCAGUGUGCUUGAGCAGGCAACCCUUGCCCACGCAGCGUACUUUUAUGCCCAUGCGCAUAGUUCGGUCGCUGGCGGUAUCGUGAAUCUUCGUGCUUCUCAUGGAGCUGAUCCACGAACUGCAUUGCUGGAGACUUGA